GUUCAGCAGGCGUACUUCCGGUAAAAGUUGUUUACAAUAGUUACUAAAUGUCGUCUGAAACAAAAUCCUAUUUUUGGGUUGCGGAGGGAUGUAAUUCUGAUGAGAGAAAAAGAGGAAGAUAUGGUUACAUGAAAGAUGUAAGAUUUUACCCCUUUCCAACCCAGAAAAAAGCGCCUGCACUAUGAAAACGCUGGCUGGACCUCUUGAGAAGAGAAAAUUACGAGCCAAAGAGAAACCACAGAGUAUGCUCUCUUCAUUUUAAGGAAGGCAGACCAACAGAAAAUCAUCCAUACCCAGAGCUCUUUGCAUAUAAUAAUUUUAAGGAAAGUCUGAAGAUGCGUUCAACAACUUCAAUAUCUAAGAGAGAACAGUGUAUGGUAAAAGACACUCAGUUUGAUAUCUCAGUUCCUCCCCGAGUGGAUUCCCCGGCUGCCAGUGAAAGUGUACUUCAAACACAGAUUAAUAAUGAUAAUUCAUUGUUUGUUGCUGGAGUCAGUGGAGAAUUGAAUGGAAGUUGGCCAGUUAAUCAAGAAAUUGAAGUGACUGAUCAUGAGUGUCCAACAGUUGGAUCUCUUUCUGUCACAGGUACUCAUGUAGAAAUGGACCACUGUUACAUCAGUGGCAGCUUUUGCAGUAAUGACAUGUCAACCAGAGAUAUAGGAAUCCAAACAACACUCACUACUGCAGAUAUCAAGGUUCUGGAGGAGAAAUCAACCAAACUUGAGGAUCCCGAGAAACUCAUGAGAGAACUUUUUGUCAACAAAGUUGUGAAAGAUGACAAAAAUGUACAAAUGUAUACUGGACUACCAUCGAAGACAAUCCUAAAUGGUGUAUAUGAUAUCUUGGAAAAGGCUUCACCAACAUUGAAGUAUUGGUCAGGACAAGGGAGUGCUGCAAAGAAAAAAUAUCAGAAAGACAGUCUAAAUGCAAAGUCAGGCCCAAAAAGGAAGCUCAGCAGAUUUCAGGAGUUUGUUUUAACUCUAGUCAGAUUGCGACUAGCUUUGACUACAUUUGUCAUGGCAGAUUUAUUUGGCGUAUCCACCUCCAGAGUUUCUCAAGUCUUCACCACCUGGAUCAAUUUCAUGUUUACAAUCUUUAAACCUUUAUUAAAAUGGCCUUCCAGAAAUGUAUUGAAAAAAUUCAUGCCUUCAUCUUUCAGAGCUAAGUUUCCAAAUGUAAAUUGUAUUAUUGACUGUACUGAAUUUUUCAUUAAGAAACCAAGAAAUCCAACUGCUCAGUCUCAGACAUUUAGCUCUUAUAAACAUCAUAAUACUUAUAAAGCAUUGGUUGGUGUGUCACCUUCUGGUGCAUUUUCAUUUAUAUCAAAUUUGUGGGGAGGCAAUGUUUCUGAUAGGUACAUCACUAAGGAAAGUGGAUUCCUGGACAACAUACAACCUGGAGAUGAGAUAAUGGCAGACAGAGGGUUUUUGAUUAGGGAUCUUUUGCUUCAUCGCAGAGCUAAACUUAUAAUACCCCCAUUCACAAGGAAGUGUUCCUGGGGUAAAGGUAAAUAUCUGUCUGCCUCUGAAAUUCUAAGAACAAGGAACAUUGCAAAAUUCCGCAUCCAUGUAGAGAGGGCUAUAGGAAGAUUAAAAACAUUUCAUAUGCUGUCCAAUACCAUGCCAACAAAUUUAAAACCCCUUGCUGAUCAAAUGCUUGUCAUAUGUGCAUUUCUUUGUAAUCUUCAAAAGCCUUUGGUCAAAAAGUAAGGAAUUGAUGUCCCAUGGUGGAAUGUUUUACUUUACUUAUAGAUGACACCUGUGUUCAGAAAUAUUUUUUAUUGUGUUCACUUCUUAUAUAAAAUACAUGUAAUAGAACUUCAAUGUAACAAGUAACAUAAAUUUCUUGAAUGAUAAUCAAAUAAAAUCUAAGAAAAUUG
This is a messenger RNA of Magallana angulata, 1879 nucleotides long. RefSeq lists its product as uncharacterized. The transcript is spliced from 5 exons. The coding region runs from base 336 to 1709 and encodes 457 amino acids. The record is from RefSeq and is a predicted model, not a curated record. NCBI's taxonomy places the organism in Eukaryota, Metazoa, Mollusca, Bivalvia, Ostreida, Ostreidae.